AGUCAUCUCUUUCUUUCACUCCCUCCAUGCUAACCCAACAACUGAUCCUAUCUCCACCCCCACCCCACCGUAAAUACACAGAAAGAUGGCUCGCGACGAUGCCUCCCCCCAAGCCUACGACCCGCCGGAACCCUCAAGCUCCUCUCCCGCGCCGUCCGCAUCCGCGAUAGCAAAAUACCCGGGGCUCCAAAUCAAGCCGGACCUAAUCACGCACCCGGACCUCUUCACCCUGUACUUUGGCUUUUUCGGGCCGUGGUUCUGGAAACGCAAGUUCACCGCGUCGCUCAGCCAACGCAUCGAGAACGCGCGAGUGCUCGUGCAACGCCCGCCGACACAGGAGGAACUCGACGCCUUCGUCACCCACACCAGCCGCGGCGUGUACCAGCAACGCAUGGGCGCGCCGCUCGGGCUCCUGGGGGGCACGGCACGGCUCCUCGCGCAGGCCCGGAAGUCCGCGCACUUCACCACGUAUAUGCCCCGGGCCGCGGCGGACAAGAAGACGGCGCCCCCGACGCCGGCGAACCUGGUCGACGCCGCGCGGGCCUUUGCGCGCGCGGACCCGACCCUCUUCAAGCAGGCGGCCAAGAUGUCUGCGCUCCGGUUGUUUUUCUGGACGUUGGCCGGCGCCAGUGUGUCCUCGGUUUAUGCGGUUUGGGUCGAUUGGAAUAGCACCUUGACGGACCCCAGAUUGAGGCAGUUUGUUGAGGACGUGAAGCAUCAGAAUCCCGACGACGUGAGGAAGAGGAGGGCCGAGGCUACGGCGGAGAGAGUCAAGGGUAGAUCAAGACAGGGGCAGCAGCAGCAGCAGCAGCAGCAGCCGGAGGAGUUGGGGUUUGAGGAGUUCGAGGCGCGGAGUGGCAUGCAAGGAUUGGAGUCCGGUUCCGAGCCGGUUGUGCAGGAGACGGGACAGGUGCAGGAGCAAAAUAGGUUUGCUCGGGCCGCGCUAUAUAGUCAAUACAGUCAGCGAGACUCGAGACAACCCCAUGAGGAACAGAACAGGGCCGUGGGAUUCUUCGACGACGACGACGACGACGACGACGAUGCCAGUCCCACAGCGCCGGAGUACAGAGAGACCGUGAGAAAGGAGUUUGGUGGCGCUCAGGGCAGCGCGUGGGACCGCAUUCGACAGCAGAAUCAGACUCAGGCGCAGGCUGCUCAACCUGGGAUGUUGAAGCCUUCUCGACCACUCCAGCCGAAAUCUGAUUCAUGGGGUUCGGGUGCUUCUGGGGAUGGCCAGCAGGAGCGCGAGCAAGCCCAGGCAGAGUUUGAUCGACUCGUUGACGCUGAACGGAACCUCCCAGGGGAGUCCACCGAUUCUUUCUAGUCAGCGUGGCGGUUGGGGAAAAAUGGAAUUAGCUACCGCGAGAUGUAAAGUAUUGUACGAUAAUGUGAUUAGCAUAGCAUGCAUGAUAUGGGAGUACUUCAAGUUCUCUCAUUUACGAACACUUCAUUACAUCUGGUUUGGUCUCAACGGAUUCUUCCCCAUCCCUGGCUAAAUAAAUUAUGAUUACCCCAGUUAUAAACCACCGGCAAGAACAAUGACAAUGCAAUCGGGGUAUA
Aspergillus ochraceoroseus IBT 24754 is the source of this 1560-nucleotide messenger RNA. Its product is annotated as putative endo-1,3(4)-beta-glucanase. Bases 86 to 1324 code for a protein of 412 amino acids. The record is from RefSeq and is a predicted model, not a curated record. The transcript has a single exon. NCBI's taxonomy places the organism in Eukaryota, Fungi, Ascomycota, Eurotiomycetes, Eurotiales, Aspergillaceae.